AUGCAAGGGUUUAUUAUUUUUGUUUUGAUUUUUGGUUUUAUUUCGCCUUGUCUAUGUACGGGGUUGAAUGUUGAAACCAAAAAUAAUAUUUUCAAUGUUCUCCAAUAUGGUGCGCGUGGCGAUGCCAAAUCUGAUGAUUCACAAGCGUUUCUUAGUGCAUGGCGUCGUGCGUGUAAAGCAGUUGGAAUGUCAACACUAGUAAUUCCAGCUGGAAAAUCAUUCAUGGUGACGAAAUUAAAUUUUAACGGUCCUUGCACUGCCAAAAUUCUCAUUCAGCUUGAAGGGGAAAUAAUUGCACCUCCCAAAGCAGCGUGGAAAGGUGGGUUAAUUUGGAUUAGCGUGGAAUAUGUAAAUGGACUGACAAUUGAUGGUAAUAACCAAGGAAUACUCCAUGGACAAGGUCCUACUUGGUGGCAAUGCCCAACUUGUAAUCGACCUAUGAUGUUAUUUUUUCAUUCCUGCAAGAGUCUCAAUGUUAGAAAAUUAAGGAUCAGGAAUAGCCCAAGAUCUCAUAUAUCCAUUACUAUGUGUCAGGAUGCAACAUUUUCUUAUAUAGCCAUUAAUUCUCCUGUUACUAGCCCCAACACUGAUGGAUUUGACAUUGCUCAUUCGAGCAAUAUCUUGAUAGAAGAUUCCUAUAUAAAAUCUGGUGAUGAUUGUAUUGCUCUCAACGGUGGUUCCUUUUUUGUCAAUGCAACUCGGGUUACUUGUGGACCAGGACAUGGGAUAAGUGUUGGUAGCCUCGGUCGAAAUGGAGCUAAUGAUCAAGUUUCUAAUAUUUAUGUACGAAAUUGUACUUUUAUUGGGACUACAAAUGGAGCAAGAAUCAAGACAUUUUCAGGUGGAUCAGGUUAUGCAAAACAAAUUACAUUUGAACAAAUCAUUCUUGUUAAUGUUUUGAACCCAAUAAUUAUAGAUCAAAAUUACCAUAUUGUACCCAAGGAAACAGAUGUGUCUGUAAGUGAUGUGACAUAUCGAGGAUUUACCGGAACUUCUGCUAGCGAUGUAGCUAUUGCUUUAAAAUGUAGAAAGAAGACUUCAUCUUUUUGUAUAAAUGCUCAUGGAUCAGCUAGAAAUACUAUUCCAAGUGUUUCUUGCCUUAAAUGAUGUUUUAUCUUCUAUUAUGUGGAGAGAAA
Messenger RNA from Trifolium pratense (red clover), 1136 nucleotides. RefSeq names its product probable polygalacturonase At3g15720. Gene Ontology annotation, biological process: carbohydrate metabolic process. Gene Ontology annotation, molecular function: polygalacturonase activity. The record is from RefSeq and is a predicted model, not a curated record. The transcript is spliced from 9 exons. Lineage: Eukaryota; Viridiplantae; Streptophyta; Magnoliopsida; Fabales; Fabaceae. Bases 1 to 1107 code for a protein of 368 amino acids.